CCUCGCUGCGAGCUGGGCUGGUGCGCGCCGCGGGUUCCCGCUGGCGCUGGGCGCUGACCGUGGUGCUGAGCGCUCAGCUCGCGCGGCACCGCUCCCGCCGGGUCACUACUGCGCCCUGGGACACUCCCGAGGCCCAGGAUACUGAGGGCUGGACAGUGGGAGGCAUGGCAAAUGCCAAAACUACUAGGCACUGGGCACCAGCAGCAUGGAGCUAAAGAGGGGAAAGACCUUCAUCAAAUCCAGCCUGCAGAUUUCCCAUGAAAAACCCUCAGACUCAGCAGCUGCUGCUCCAGUCAGGGAGGACGCAGGCCCCUGGUCAGUCUCACUGGGAGGGCAGCAAAGGCUCCAUGGUGAGAAAGGCUCCCAGGUGAGUCCUAGUGACCAAGGGCAUGGCAGGUACCCCAAUAAGGGAGCUCAGCCCCACCCUGAUGGAGGCCCUGCAGCCCUCUGUGGAGCCACCUUCAAGCUAGUGCGGAAGAGCAAGACUCAUGAUAGUGUUCCAGAAGCCAGCAGGGCAGCCACCACCACAGGGCAACUGGUGGGCAGCACAAGCUUCCCAGGGCCUCCCAGUGGCCCACACAUAAUUGACUACCGCCACUUUGUGCCCCAGAUGCCCUUUGUGCCAGCUGUGGCCAAGAGCAUCCCAAGAAAGAGAAUUUCCCUGAAAAAACCCAAGAAGUGCUUCCGGAACCUAUUCCACAUCCGCAGAAACAAGACUGAGAACUUAGCUGCCCUUGAAGGCAAAGGAAAGAGCCUGUCCUCCCCUGGAGACCCAUCAGUUGUUGCAGGGCGACAAGGUCAAGCCUUCUUCUCCCUGGAGGAAGGCCUGGGGUUGGACAUUCUGGGCCAGGACGUGUCUGACAGCGAGCUCCUGCCUGACUCUCUAGACCUGUGCCGGGUCUUGUGUGAAGAUGUGGCCUCCCUCAAGAGCUUCGACUCACUUACAGGUUGUGGAGAGAUCUUUGCAGAUGAGAGCUCAGUGCCAACCCUAGAGCUCAAUGACAGCCCCGUGAGCCCCUCCCAGGUGUCUCAGGCCCUGGAGAGCAAAGCUUCCAGAGGCCCCUCCCAGGGCAGCAUAGAGCAGCUGGCUUUGCCCACCCAGAAUGAGGUGUCUGAUUUCACUAAGUUCUGGGACAGCGUCAAUUGUUCAUUUCGUCAGCAGCAGUGCACCCUGCUGGGCCCAUGGCUGGAGGGGCCCCAGGGGACAGACACAGCCAAGCUGAGACCCGAUGUGGCUGGGUUGGCCGAGCUGCCCCUGUUCCCCUGUAGGGGCCCUCCCAGCGGAUCCAAAGCCAGCUCCACAGACACAGGCACCCCCAAAAGUGAGCAGCCAGAAUCUGUGUCCACAAGUGAUGAGGGCUACUAUGACUCCUUCUCACCAGGCCUCGAGGAAGACAAAAAGGAGGCCCCAAGCCCCAGCACACCUGCGGCUGCCUUUCCCAGGGACAGCUAUAGCGGGGAUGCCCUUUAUGAGCUGUUCUAUGAUCCCAGUGAGGGUCCUGUUGGCCCGAGCCUGGAUGAUGAUCUCUGUGUGUCUGAGAGCCUGUCAGGCCCAGCCCUGGGGACACCACUGUCCAUGUGCAGCUUCCAUGUUGGGGCUGAGGAGAACCUCGCCCCAGCACCCAGCCCCGACCUGCUUGGCCAGGGCUUCCUGCAGAGCUCUUGGAAAGGCAAGGAGUGCCUGCUGAAGCUCUGUGACACGGAACUGGCCAUCACCAUGGGCAUUGUCAACUGGCUCCGCCGUACCCCACCUGUUGCCAGCCCUGUCCCCAUGGAGCCCAAAGACCCAGAGAAAAAACUGGAGGGCAAGAGGGACCAGGCCCCGGAUGUGGGCAGCGCCACAGUAUGCUUGGCACCUGGCAAGAAGACGCACCUGAACACCCAAAGCCUGCUUGCUGGAGAGAGUAUGUUUCCAGGGGGAAAGGCAAAGGGGACCACGAGCCCAUCCCAGGACCACCCCCUGGAGGAAAGGCCCCGAGGCCACCCUGAAGGCUCGCUCUCCUCUGUGGAGUCUGCAGCCAGGGCAGCAACAGAUACUUCUAGGAAAAGCAAAACUGUAAGCCUGCCUGCCUGGCCCACUUCACAGAAGGGGGCAGGGCCAGCUGGAAACCCAAGGCAAUGCCAAGGCCCUUGGAGGCCUGGUUACGGGGGGAAGACUCUAGAGGCAGGGCCUGCCCUGGCGGGGGGUUGUUUGGCCCAUGUGGCAGCCCUGCAGAUGCACUUAGAUGGCCAGCCUCUCACACAGGACAUAGGUAGUGGGUUCUUCAGGCAGCCUCAGGCCUGGGACCCCAACUUUCUGCAGCAAAAACAGACUAGCAGCUCCCCUAGUGGGGUCACUAUCUGUUGUCUGCCCUCCUUGGCCAGCUCACAAGACCAGAAGCAUCCAAACUUCAUCCUGAACCUGAGCCAGCUCAGAUUGGAGCUCCCCAGGUUGGGUGCCCAGGCCUGCACCUCUGUGGAGGACCUGAACCUGCAGCGCAGCCCCAAGGCUGUGGGUCAGACAGCACACAGGGGUUAUCUGGACUGUGGGUCUCCCUCAGCCCCUGCUGCCCAGGGGAAGCCCCAAGGCCAGUCCACAGAAAUCCUGAGCCUCACUCUAGAUAGCCUGCGGUAAAGGGCUCCUCUACAAGUGUCCCUAAAUGCUGCCGCAGACUCCUGGCUUGCAGUGGGGCUUGGAAGUGAUGGCCCUCAGGCCAGUCAUGACCAAGCCCCACCCAUAGUACAGGCUCACCCUCCCAGAAACUGUCUUUAUGGCCAUAUUCAGGAGAUACUAGGACCCAAAUCUCCAUGUUUUUCUCUUGAUGUAAAGACUGUUGGGGGAAGUAGGGGCAGGACUCAGGCAAGCAAGAAGUGAGAUAUUUCCAUGAGGAGGUAUUUUCAGCUAAACCUAAGACCAAGGACAGCUUAAAACUGCAAACACCUCACUGUUCUUCAAGCAGCAUGUUAGAGAGGAGCUCAGGUCUGAGACUGAUGGAAAAAGAAACGGUCCACACUGUAAAUGAGAAAUUGAUAGUCAAUCUGUUGGCUUGUGUUGUGUGGGAAGCAUGAGGUCCAAGGCUCAGGGCAAGAGACGGAAGUGGUAAGAUCAGAGGGUCUGCUGGCCCCACCCACGGGAUCUCUGUUCUCAGUCCUCAGAACACUGAGCAGAAGCAGCCCCACCUAAGCAAGAGUCUCGAACCAGCCAGUAUCAAGCAUUACGGUACAACCCUGCCAGGGCUGACCAGACUCUGCCCACCCCUGUUGAUGGGUGUUUUGGAAUCCUCUGUCACAAAUCAUCCUCUGUGAGUAAUGGUUUUCCUCCACUAGCACUCUCCAACUGAGACCAUGGUUGGAAAAAUACUGUCUGGGAAGAACCCAGUUACUUCUUCCCAGCUCCACCAUUCUACUUUCAAGUAGCAGAAGUGACUCCACCACCUCCAUACUGUUAGUGUCCCCAUCUCCUUUUCAGGAAAACUCACUUUGAAUAGGGCUGUACACAUCCCCAAAGCUGUAACAGAUGCACAGCACCCAAACAUUCAGAACUGUGAAGGGAGAAUGCAGCUGGUAUCCUCAGAAAGGGCAGGUGUCCUUGCUGGCCCAGCACCAAGGCAGCAGGUUCAGGGACAGAUGGCCCAUCCCCUUCCUCUAGGAUUAGAUUCUACCUCAGCCAAAACACUGCCAUGGAUGGAUGGUACAGGCACCUGUGAAAUUUGUUUUUAGCGGGCAGGGAGAGGUUAGAUCUCUGGCAAACUACCAGAGAAGUCACAGUUCAUCCAGAACUCCCAAGGGGAGAGAAGGGAGCUGCAUUAUCUCUGGCAGGGAAGAAAGCAGGGGAGGCAUUUCAGUCCAGGCUGUAGCCCCACAAGGUGGCAAGGCUCUCGUAUGGUACCUGACAUUUGACUUCAAACUAGAAAUGCUCCUGUGACUAUCAUUCACAGCAGUGCUGCAGCCUGCUAUAUGCAAGGUGCCGGCUGCAUAUCCUAGGUUCAAAGGGUGCGGCGAGGGUCCAGACCAGCCUCUCCAGACCUGAGAUAUGGAGGAGUCCUAGCACCAGCAUUUCUGUGACUCCACAUCUGAUUCCUUCUCCUAGUACUCCUACCCCACAAAAUUGCAACCACAUUGCUAAGGCUAGCUGUGAGCAGGUUACAAGUAGAUCAGUCAGCCAACCACCACAACAAUCUAAAUGCAUUUUUUAUCCUCACUUUUCAGACCUAGAAACCAAGAUGUGGACAGCCCAUCACCACAAAGUGUGUGUGUGUGUGUGUGUGUGUGUGUGUGUGUGUGUGUGUGUGUGGUUAGCAGGGUUUGAAUCUCAUCUCCAGCUGCAAAGCCCCUGCUCUUCAGCAGGCUCCAGAACUUCUCCCUGGGUAACCAUGGUGAACACCUCCCUUGGAACCUUUCUCCUCUUGUUCUUUCAGGCUACAAUGUCUGAGCCCCCUACAGUGCUAGCCAAAUGUCUUUUUGUGAGCAGGCUGAGAGCUUAGAGGAGGCCAUCCUCUCUCAAUCAUGGACCUGUGGCUUUGUACUAUACUUGACAGAGUAAGUGCUCAGUAAAUACUUGUUGAAAGAAUGAAGUGUUGAAGAAUGGUUUUCUGAUUUCUUCUUGACCAUGAGCUUUGUGCCUGGAGAAAAACAGAACAGAGAUUUAAAUCAAACUCCGCUUGAC
This is a messenger RNA of Chinchilla lanigera (long-tailed chinchilla), 4645 nucleotides long. RefSeq names its product APC membrane recruitment protein 3 (gene Amer3). The record is from RefSeq and is a predicted model, not a curated record. Bases 206 to 2614 code for a protein of 802 amino acids. Gene Ontology annotation, biological process: regulation of canonical Wnt signaling pathway. Lineage: Eukaryota; Metazoa; Chordata; Mammalia; Rodentia; Chinchillidae. Gene Ontology annotation, cellular component: plasma membrane. The transcript is spliced from 3 exons. Gene Ontology annotation, molecular function: phosphatidylinositol-4,5-bisphosphate binding; beta-catenin binding.